UUAUGUCUACCAAUAUCUCAUGUCUCGAAACUUUCGCCCUAAAUAUUAUUAAAAAUUCGUCUCCUGAAAAAAUUAUAGAUGAUGGUGAUACCCCCGAACUGGAUGCAUGCUCGUUAUGUAAUCAUGAGCUUUUUUUGUUCGAAAUAAAAAACCCGAUUACCAUACUCGUCUGUGGACAUAUAUACCACCGUGACUGCAUCGAAAAUUAUAUCAAGAAACGUUCAAUAUGCCCAAAGCCCGAUUGCAAGAAAGAAGUGGAGUCUACGAUUAAUAGCAUGCCCGGAAGUCAGAAUACCAACGAUUUGAUGGAUAUAUCUCCGUCAUUAUUUACUGACCCCCUCUUCCAAAGUCCGUCUAAAAAGCGUGCCAGUGAAUCCGUAUCGGUAAGAGAAACCACGACUAAAAAGAUUAAGAAGGCCGAUGGAAGGAAGGACAAAGAUUAUCCCAUGUUGAAAAAGCUUAUUGAGGAACUGAAAUCGUCUAAUUCUUCAAGUAGUACCGCAUCUCAAACCGAGUAUAUAACGAGACCAGGUAAUUUUACUGAUUUAUACGAUGCAAUUAUUAAGGCCGAGGAGCGAAUUGGAAGUACAAAUCAAGAAGUUAUUAGAGCAUAUUUUUUGUUUGGAAAGAAGCUUGAAGAGAAGUUGGCAGAAUAUAUAAAAACUAAUAAAGAGCGUAAAGCUCAGAGAUUGCUUACCAAAGAAGUGUCAGCGCAACUACCAUCUGAUCUAUCGAAGAAUGCAGUAGAAAAAAGAAUAGAAAGGGCGAGAAAAAUUUAUGAUCUGUUUACUACGAUUGGUGAGGAUAAAAUAGAAAGGGUUAAGUCGUAUUCAGCAUUGCGAAUCUCCAAGUUAAGCUGGGACGAGAUUGAUGCUAUAGUAGAGAAAUUCGAAUCCUAG
Messenger RNA from Dentiscutata erythropus, 899 nucleotides. NCBI's taxonomy places the organism in Eukaryota, Fungi, Glomeromycota, Glomeromycetes, Diversisporales, Gigasporaceae. The record is from the annotation of a GenBank genome assembly.